GUGUCAUCCAGAAUUGUCAUGGGCCAUUGAGGUUCUCAUAUUUCAAAGGAGCUACAGGGUUCCAGUUACAUUACUGAUAUGACUAAAACCUUUUUGGAAGUGAUGGAAAGAAAUGCAACAUGGUAUCUAGUGGAUAGUCGUUGGUUCAAACAGUGGAAAAAAUAUGUUGGGUUUGACAGCUGGGACAAAUACCAGAUGGGAGAUCAGAAUGUGUACCCUGGCCCUAUUGAUAAUUCUGGACUCCUCAAAGAUGGUGACUCUCAGUCUCUUAAGGAGCAUCUCAUUGAUGAGCUGGACUAUAUCCUUUUGCCAACUGAAGGCUGGAAUAAACUAGUUAGCUGGUACACAUUGAUGGAAGGUCAGGAGCCAAUAGCACGCAAGGUGGUUGAACAGGGCAUGUUUGUAAAGCACUGCAAAGUAGAAGUAUAUCUCACGGAAUUAAAACUUUGUGAAAAUGGAAAUAUGAACAAUGUUGUAACACGAAGAUUUAGUAAAGCUGAUACAAUAGAUACAAUUGAAAAAGAAAUAAGAAAAAUCUUCAAUAUUCCAAGUGAAAAAGAGACCAGAUUGUGGAACAAAUACAUGAGUAAUACAUUUGAACCAUUGAAUAAACCAGAUAGUACCAUACAGGAUGCUGGUUUAUACCAGGGCCAGAUACUGGUGAUAGAACAAAAAAAUGAAGAUGGAACAUGGCCAAGAGGUCCUUCUACUCCUAAGUCCCCAGGUGCAUCCAAUUUUUCAACUUUACCAAAGAUCUCUCCAUCUCUAUCAAAUAAUUAUAACAACAUCAACAACAGAAAUGUGAAAAAUUCCAAUUAUUGCCUCCCAUCAUACACUGCUUAUAAGAACUAUGAUUACUCAGAGCCAGGAAGACACAAUGAGCAACCUGGGCUUUGUGGCCUAAGUAACUUGGGAAAUACAUGUUUCAUGAACUCUGCAAUACAGUGUCUGAGCAACACCCCUCCACUUACAGAAUACUUCCUCAAUGAUAAGUAUCAGGAAGAACUGAAUUUUGACAAUCCUUUAGGAAUGAGAGGUGAAAUUGCAAAAUCUUAUGCAGAGCUCAUCAAGCAAAUGUGGUCAGGAAAAUACAGCUAUGUCACACCAAGGGCGUUUAAGACACAAGUAGGACGAUUUGCACCUCAGUUUUCUGGAUAUCAGCAACAGGAUUGUCAAGAACUCUUAGCUUUUCUCUUAGAUGGUUUACAUGAGGAUUUGAAUCGGAUUAGGAAAAAGCCUUAUAUUCAAUUAAAGGAUGCAGAUGGGAGGCCAGACAAGGUGGUUGCUGAAGAAGCCUGGGAAAACCAUCUAAAAAGAAAUGAUUCCAUCAUUGUAGAUAUAUUUCAUGGCCUUUUUAAAUCCACUCUAGUUUGUCCUGAAUGUGCGAAGAUUUCAGUAACCUUCGAUCCCUUUUGUUACCUGACACUUCCAUUACCCAUGAAAAAAGAGCGCACUUUGGAAGUUUAUUUAGUUAGAAUGGAUCCACUUGCUAAACCUAUGCAGUACAAAGUAGUUGUUCCAAAAAUUGGAAAUAUAACGGACCUUUGCACAGCCCUGUCAGCUUUGUCUGGUGUUGCUGCAGAUAAGAUGAUAGUUACUGAUAUAUACAAUCAUAGGUUUCACCGAAUAUUUGCCAUGGAUGAAAAUCUGAGUAGUAUUAUGGAACGCGAUGACAUCUAUGUGUUUGAAAUUGCCAUCAACAGAACAGAGGAUACUGAGCAAGUAAUAAUUCCAGUUUGUUUAAGGGAAAAGUACAGACACACUGGUUACAGCCACCAUAGUGGUUCUUCACUGUUUGGUCAACCUUUUCUUAUAGCAGUGCCUAGAAACAAUACUGAAGAUAAACUGUACAACCUUCUGCUGUUAAGAAUGUGCCGAUAUGUAAAAACAGGUACUGAAAGUGAAGACACUGAUGGAUCCCUACAUUGCUGUAAAGACCAUGGUAUCAAUGGUAAUGGCCCAAAUGGGAUACAUGAAGAAGGAUCCCCAAGUGAAAUGGAGACAGAUGAACAAGAUGAUGAAUCCAGCCAGGAUCAGGAACUUCCUUCAGAGAAUGAAAACAGCCAGUCAGAAGACUCAGUUGGAGGCGACAAUGAUUCUGAAAAUGGAUUAUGUACUGAGGACACUUGCAAAGGACAACCACUCACGGGGCACAAAAAAAGAUUGUUUACAUUCCAGUUCAAUAAUUUAGGCAAUACUGACAUCAAUUAUAUUAAAGAUGAUACCAGGCACAUUAGAUUUGAGGAUAGGCAAUCUAGGCUUGAUGAAAGAUCUUUCCUUGCCUUGGAUUGGGAUCCUGAAUUGAAAAAAAGAUACUUUGAUGAUAAUGCAGCUGAGGACUUUGAAAAACAUGAAAGUGUGGAAUAUAAACCUCCGAAAAAACCCUAUGUGAAAUUAAAAGAUUGCAUUGAACUGUUCACAACAAAGGAAAAACUAGGUGCUGAAGAUCCAUGGUAUUGUCCAAAUUGUAAAGAACAUCAACAAGCAACCAAAAAGUUAGAUUUGUGGUCGUUGCCUCCAGUUCUGGUAGUGCAUCUAAAGCGCUUUUCUUACAGCAGAUACAUGAGGGACAAGUUGGAUACGUUGGUUGAUUUUCCAAUAAAUGACUUGGAUAUGUCAGAAUUCCUUAUUAAUCCAAAUGCAGGGCCUUGCCGCUAUAAUUUGAUUGCUGUGUCCAACCACUAUGGAGGAAUGGGAGGAGGGCAUUAUACUGCUUUUGCAAAAAAUAAGGAUGAUGGAAAAUGGUACUACUUCGAUGAUAGUAGUGUGUCAACUGCAUCUGAGGACCAAAUAGUGUCCAAAGCAGCAUAUGUGCUCUUCUACCAGAGACAGGACACUAUCAGUGGAACUGGCUUUUUCCCUCUUGACCGGGAAACUAAACAAGGUGCUUCAGCUGCCACAGGCAUCCCAUUAGAGAGUGAUGAAGACAGCAAUGAAAAUGACAAUGAUAUAGAAAAUGAAAAUUGUAUGCAUACUAACUAAUGGAAGAUCUAGAAGCCAUAAAAGAGACUUUCUUAUUGGAGAUACCUAUUGAAAAAGUGAAAUUGCCCACCAAAUUAAAAAUAAAAUCUGAGAUGGGGAGUUUCAGAUAACAGAAUGUAAAUCAUUUAUUACAUUUUAACAUGUGAAGUACUUGAAGUGAAACACAAUAAAACUUUAACAGAAA
Molecule: messenger RNA, 3166 nt
Organism: Alligator sinensis (Chinese alligator)
Lineage: Eukaryota; Metazoa; Chordata; Crocodylia; Alligatoridae
Gene: USP15
Product: ubiquitin specific peptidase 15
Exons: 22
Coding region: 79-2982 (967 amino acids)
Biological process (GO): protein deubiquitination
Molecular function (GO): cysteine-type deubiquitinase activity
Source: RefSeq, a predicted model, not a curated record